Messenger RNA from Cloeon dipterum, 1482 nucleotides. RefSeq lists its product as uncharacterized. Lineage: Eukaryota; Metazoa; Arthropoda; Insecta; Ephemeroptera; Baetidae. The transcript is spliced from 14 exons. Gene Ontology annotation, molecular function: signaling receptor activity. The record is from RefSeq and is a predicted model, not a curated record. The coding region runs from base 1 to 1482 and encodes 493 amino acids.
AUGUCCAUUUCCUCAAUGUCCGACUUUGCCGUGUCUGGAGGAAGCCGCGAAGGCAACGCUGACGGCGUGUUCAGGUCGGCUUGCGGGCGUCAGUACUUUAUUUCCAAGUUGGGCUUGACCUGGGCCAACGCCAUGACCGAAUGCUGCAAGUACGGAAUGAAAUUGUUAAGCAUCGAAUCAUUUGAAGAGUUAUCUUGCCUGGCGGCCAUGAAUAAGGUCCAGUUCAAGAACGCCGAUCAUUUUUACUGGACAUCAGGCACCAACAUUGGACUCGGCUGCGAAUUCACAUACGGAUUUUGCGCCUCGAAGACGCUGCUUUACCAAAAUUUCUCAAACUGGUUCCCGGGACAGCCUGACAAUCGGCUAACAGAGCAAUGCUUGGAGACGAAGAUAGCGUUUGACGCCAAACAGAUUAUUGUCAACGACCAGGGAUGCACCAAUGGGCGAUACUUCAUUUGUGAGGGCGAACAAAAGGAUUGCUCUCCCACUUGUCCUAGCAAAUCCACGUGUGUCAAGCAGAAUAAUCUCUUCAACUCGAAAGGAGAACUGCUGAAUGCCUUUAGUUACGGACGUUGGGCGACCGGAAGUGCAAAAACUUAUCUUUUCUCUACCAUGAGCGGGGUGAAUUGGGCAACUGCCUACACCGCAUGUUGCAAUUUGGGAAUGGACUUCCUUUCCAUUGCCAGCGACCAGGAAAUGCAGGACAUCUUCAAUUUAAACAAUAAUGACCCCCUUCUGCGGUACAACACCGAUUUUUGGACGAGCGGCACACAGCUUGAUUGCAAUUUCCACUUCAAGUAUUGCUCAACCGGCGUUGACUUUUACUGGAACGACACCAAAUGGCUUUCUGGAGAGCCAGAGAAUAUAAACGAGCAGCAGUGGUGCGUCUUUUCUCGAUUCGGAACGGCCUCGACUUACAGCAAGAGUGCAGCCUAUCUCGCCGACGCUCCUUGCACCGAAUCGCGCAAUUACAUUUGCCAGAUGCCUGCUCUACCCUCCUCGUCGGUCACCUGCUUCGACUACAACUGCACUACCGAUCCUGCAAAAUCUGCUCAAGUGACAGCAAUGUCUGGAUCUGAUGGACAGUUCAAAACAUUUUGCAACCAAACGUACUUCCUGCACAAAGAUUCGAUGUCCUACAAAAAUGCAUAUGACACUUGCUGCUCGUUUGGAAUGAAGCUCGUGUCGGUCGAGACGGACGCAGAACGCGUUUGUCUUCACGAUGGAUUUAAAUCUGCCGGCUGGCCAGGUGGCUUCAUUUGGACGUCAGGCACCGACGUCGGUAUCGGCAGCGUCAACAAAUUUGGCUGGUGUCCGGACGGCCAGUUUCUCUACAGCAACCCCCACUGGUGCGGAGGGGAGCCCAGCUCACCCUACGUUGAAAAUUGUCUCGUUUUAGCCAUGAAUGGCGGCGAUCCGUCGAGCACUUGCUUCAAUGACAACAAUUGUGCUACCGCCUUCCGCUUUGUUUGCGAGGCAUAA